AUGGCUAGCUUGAUAAGCAAAGAGGAUGAGAAUGAUGAGUCCAUGCUCCACGUACAGGCAGAUGCCCUUAUUGUUGCGGCAGGGAAUAGCCAAGUUCCGCACGAUGUGCCCUCACAGCUGGCAGGAGUCGAGGGCAGGAUCGCCCAUUCCAGCGCGUACGAUGAAUCUUUCAUGCAGGAAGUUGCGGACAAGAAGCUUAGAGUUCUGAUCGUGGGAGGCGGCGAGAGCGGUGCCGAUAUCUCGGCAGACCUAUGUGAACAGUCGCCUAAUUUGACGGUGUGGUUGCGACGUCCACCCUGUGUGGCCAUACGCUACCUUAACAGGCUUGAUGAGACACAACAAAUAAAAUCCAACCAAACCGUGGACUUUCCCGUUAGCAUCUUCCUCGAAUCCAUCACUACGAAUCGCUUGGGUGCAGCACAAAACGUCUAUCUUUAUACCUUGUACCGUCGUGCUGUUUUCUACAAUGGCCUGAUCCUGUCCACAAGAGAGCGCUGGUUUCUAGAAAGGUUGGCCCCAGCCUUCUUCCGCAGCGACCAAUCCACGGUAAUAACCAAAAGUUCGCGGUUGUGUCAGGCCUUGGACAGCGAGAAGUUAGGGGCCAUAAUAACCCCAUAUGUCUCUGCUUGUGGGCAGACUUGUGAAUUCAGCCUGCCGGACGGGACCAAGCAACGGCGCGAAUUUGAUGUCAUCUUGCUCUGCCAUGGCUUCCGAACGGAAUUCCCUUGGCUUCAGCUUCCUGAUGGCAUUCCUUUCUCGGCUAACCCACGGUCAUGGUUUCUGCAUUGCUUCCCCGAGGGGCUAGGCGACUGUCUCUUCUUCUUGGGCUACGCACGGCCUGGCCAGGGAGGCAUUCCUCCUGCGGCCGAGAUGCUGAGUCAAUAUAUCGCAUUGUUGCUUCGUGGUUUGUUGCUUCGUGGUGAAAGACAGCUUCCAGCUGAUUAUGCAGCCCAAGCACGAAGGGAUGGGGCAGCCGAGCGCGAGUAUUACUGUAUAAGCCCUGACGUCAAUUCUAUGGUUGAUUAUAAUGCUUUCAUGGAAAGCGUGGCACGGAGGAUAGGGUGUGAGACAUACAUGCCACUUUCCUGCGUGAUCUUCUUUAAUCUUCAUAUCCUGACUGUUGCCUUUAUGGCACUUCGUUGUUGCUCGACAACACUAAUCCCAUUCAGUAUGUCGACUCUGCUGGUGCUGUGGGCGGGGACAGCCAUCAGUCUUUGCACACUUCAUAAUGGACUCCUCAUCAAGUGGUGGCUAUAUCCCCACUGGGGCGUAUGGUACCGCUACCGAGACCCGGGUGCCAAUCCCUCCCUACUCAAUGCGCUUCUGACUCGGCUGAGUCUGCGCAACUCGAUUGUUUUAGACCCGCUUUUCAUCACCUACCUCGUAUGGUUUGCCUUAUCGACCUAUAUACAGCGACUGCUCUUGAUUGUCCUGUUCGUACCCAGUGCGCUACUAUCUGCAAUGGGUGUGCGUUUCCCUGAGGCGUGGGGAGGCCUGCUGCGCCCAAAGCUUUUUGUUCUGCACGGCUGCGAAUUGCGUCUCUCUGACCUCUUUCUUCCAUGACUUGCUGCAAUUUUCUGCCAGUAUCAGCUGAUGUUGACAAUGAAUCUCCUUAUCACACUUGACAUAGCUUGAUGUUAUCAUAGGCCACGAAGCUUGCUUGCAUUGAGGAAGGCUCCAUAUAUUGGGCCGUGGUGGUUUUCUCCUAUUUCUUUUGGGCAUCCGUGGUAAAUCCAUCUAACAGCUACGAAUCAUUUGGGUAUUGCCUCGCAUGAGGUCG
Messenger RNA from Aspergillus vadensis CBS 113365, 1780 nucleotides. RefSeq lists its product as uncharacterized. The transcript has a single exon. NCBI's taxonomy places the organism in Eukaryota, Fungi, Ascomycota, Eurotiomycetes, Eurotiales, Aspergillaceae. The coding region runs from base 1 to 1563 and encodes 520 amino acids. The record is from RefSeq and is a predicted model, not a curated record.